AUGUCACCUCUCGGAUCGGUGGCCCUGGCCAAUGGGUCUUCGUCGUCCCCAAAGAAGGUCGCAUAUUUCUACGACUCCGACAUUGGCAACUAUGCCUACGUUACCGGUCACCCCAUGAAACCGCACCGUAUUCGUCUUGCCCACAGUCUGAUCAUGCACUACGACCUGUUCAAGAACAUGGAGAUCUACCGCGCAAAGCCUGCGACUAGGGGUGAAAUGACCCAGUUCCACACGGACGAGUACAUCGACUUCCUGCAAAAGGUCACACCCGACAACAUGGACGCCUAUCAGAAGGAGCAGGGCAAAUACAACGUCGGAGACGACUGUCCCGUCUUUGACGGCCUCUUCGAGUUCUGUGGCAUCAGCGCCGGUGGCAGCAUGGAGGGCGCCGCCCGCCUCAACCGCCAAAAGUGCGACAUCGCCGUCAACUGGGCUGGUGGCCUUCACCACGCCAAGAAGAGCGAAGCCAGUGGCUUCUGUUACGUCAAUGACAUUGUCCUCGGUAUCCUCGAACUCCUUCGAUUCAAGAAGCGCGUCCUCUACAUCGAUAUCGAUGUCCACCACGGAGAUGGUGUCGAGGAGGCCUUCUAUACGACCGACCGUGUCAUGACCGUCUCCUUCCACAAGUACGGCGAAUACUUCCCUGGUACUGGUGAGCUGCGCGACAUCGGCAUCGGUACCGGCAAGUACUACGCUGUCAACUUCCCCCUCCGCGAUGGCAUCGACGACAACUCGUACAAGUCUAUUUUCGAACCCGUUAUCGAACACGUCAUGAAGUUCUACCAGCCCGAGGCUGUUGUUCUCCAAUGCGGCGGUGACAGUCUCAGCGGAGACCGUUUGGGUUGCUUCAACCUCAGCAUGGAAGGCCAUGCCAACUGCGUCGGAUACGUCAAGAGCUUCGGUUUACCCACCCUUGUUCUUGGCGGUGGUGGCUACACCAUGCGUAACGUCGCCCGUACUUGGGCAUAUGAGACUGGUGUUCUUGUCGGCAAGCACCUGCCCAGGACGCUGCCUUACAAUGAAUACUACGAAUACUAUGCGCCCGAUUUCGAGUUGAACGUCCGACCCUCCAACAUGGAGAAUUCCAACAGCUUCGAAUAUCUCGAAAAGAUCAAGGCUGCCGUCAUCGACAACCUGCGACACACACAACCCGUUCCCUCCGUCCAAAUGCAGGAUGUGCCCCGCCAACCACUACCUGGUGGCAUGACGGACGAAGAGGAGGCCGAGUUGAACGACUUGGACGACGACGAGCACCCCGACGAGCGCAUGACGCAACGCCGCUGGGAACAGCGCACGAACAACGAGGCCGAUUUCGAAGACAGCGACGACGAAGAUAUGGAGCAGGCAAACGGCAUCACCCGCCCUCGUAACGCGAAGAAGCGCACGUUCCGCGACUUCAAACAAAAGGAGGCCGAAGCCAACAGCAGCGCUGCGUCGCCCGUCAACGGAGCCGCCGACGAGGAAGCCCCCAAUGCUGAGCCGAUUGUCGACGCCGACAUUACCCUCGAGAACCCCGUCGACCCAGAGGAGUCAUCAGAGAAGGCUGCCGAAAAGGAGGCUGCCCCUGAAGCCCCCAAGGAGAUCGUCGACGGCGAUGGAGAUGUCGGCAUGGAGGAUAGCGUCGAUGCUGACGAGCCCACGACCACCAUCAAGAAGGAGGAGACCGAGGCGGAGCCCGCCAAGGUGGCCGAAAAGGAGGAUAAGGAAGAUAAACCUGCAUCCCGCAAACCAUCUGCCGAGCCAGCUGAGCCUGCCGCAACAGAGACGACUGACAAGGCAGAGGCUGCGGAAUCCACGGAAGCUACUAAGGAACCUGCAAAGGAGGCCGAGAAAGAAGCCAGUAAAGAGCCCGAAGCCGCAGAGCCAGAGAAGGCCGAAGCCAAGGAACCUACUGCGGAAGAGCCGGCUGCCGAGGAGAAGGAGUCUGCCGAGAAGGACAAGGAGACCACCGAGAAGCCAGAAGACAAGGCGCCGGAACCCGAAGAAGACAAGAUGGAUGUGGACGAGAAAACCGAAGACAAGCCAGCGGACAAGGAGUAG
Molecule: messenger RNA, 2040 nt
Organism: Colletotrichum chrysophilum
Lineage: Eukaryota; Fungi; Ascomycota; Sordariomycetes; Glomerellales; Glomerellaceae
Exons: 4
Coding region: 1-2040 (679 amino acids)
Molecular function (GO): histone deacetylase activity
Source: RefSeq, a predicted model, not a curated record